GAGAGCGACAUAGAGAGAGGAGAGAGCGUGAGAAUGGAGAAGAAGUACGAACAGUUUAAAGGGCAGCCGAGGCUGCCGAAAUUCGCUGUCCCGAAACGUUACGAUAUCAACCUCAAACCAGACCUCGUCACCUGUAAGUUUGCCGGUGCCGUCAAAAUCACUGUCGACGUUGUCACCGGCACUAAGUUCAUCGUCCUCAACGCCGUCGAUCUCGUUGUUGACCGCAACUCGCUGCACUUCACAGAUACCAGCGGCUGCAAGGUAGCGGAGGUUUUGGGGGUUGAACUUUUCGAAGAGGAUGAGAUCAUGGUGGUGGAGUUUCCUCAGAAACUGCAGCUUGGACUUGGGGUUUUGUGCAUUGCCUUUGAAGGAACCUUAAAUGACAAAAUGAAAGGCUUCUACAGAAGUACUUAUGUGCAUUGUGGGGAGAAGAAGAACAUGGCAGUGACGCAGUUUGAACCAGCUGAUGCUAGGCGGUGCUUUCCAUGUUGGGAUGAACCUGCUUGUAAGGCUACAUUCAAGAUCACAUUGGAAGUGCCAUCUGAGCUCAUAGCCCUUUCCAAUAUGCCAGUUGUUGAUGAAAAUGUUGAUGGAAAGAUUAAGACAAUUCACUAUCAGGAAUCGCCUAUCAUGUCUACAUACUUGGUGGCAGUUGUCAUUGGUUUGUUCGAUUAUGUGGAAGAUCAUACAUCUGAUGGGAUCAAAGUUAGGGUUUAUUGCCAAAUUGGUAAGGCAAAUCAAGGGAAAUUCGCUUUAGAUGUUGCUGUCAAGACACUUGGCCUUUACAAAAGUUACUUUGCUGUGCCAUAUUCACUUCCCAAAUUGGAUAUGGUUGCGAUCCCUGAUUUUGCUGCUGGAGCCAUGGAGAAUUAUGGUCUAGUUACAUAUCGUGAAACAGCUUUGCUCUAUGAUGAUAAGCAUUCUGCAGCUGCUAACAAGCAGAGGGUUGCAAUUGUUGUGACCCAUGAACUUGCGCACCAGUGGUUUGGCAAUCUUGUAACAAUGGAGUGGUGGACUCAUCUUUGGCUGAAUGAAGGAUUUGCAACAUGGGUGAGCUAUUUAGCAACUGAUAGCUUGUUUCCAGAAUGGAAAAUUUGGACACAAUUUCUUGAUGAAAGUACUGAGGGCCUUCGGUUGGAUGGGCUUGCAGAAUCACAUCCCAUUGAGGUGGAGAUAAAUCAUGCAUGUGAGAUUGAUGAAAUAUUUGAUGCUAUUAGUUAUAAGAAAGGUGCAUCUGUUAUCCGCAUGCUGCAAAGUUAUCUUGGUCCUGAAUGUUUUCAGAGGGCACUUGCUUCAUACAUAAAAAAAUAUGCUUGCUCAAAUGCAAAGACAGAAGACUUGUGGACUGUCCUUGAAGAGGAAUCUGGUGAACCCGUGAACAAUCUAAUGAAUUCAUGGACAAAGCAAAAGGGUUACCCCGUUGUCUCUGUCAAACUCAAAGAUCAAUACUUGGAGUUUGAGCAGUCGCAAUUCUUGCUGAGUGGUUCCCAUGAGGAUGGGCAAUGGAUUGUUCCAAUAACGUUAUGUUGUGGCUCAUAUGAUACUUGCAAGAAUUUUCUGUUGCAAGCAAAAUCUGAAACUCUGGAUGUAAAGGAAUUCGUUGGUUCCAAAGAUAACCUUGUGGAUAUUUUAAUAAAAUUCUUUUGUUGCUGCUUUAAAAAAGAAGAAGAUAACCUUGUGGAGACAAGAGCUUGGAUAAAACUUAAUGUGGACCAGGCAGGUUUCUAUAGGGUGAAAUAUGAUGAAGGGCUUGCAAGCAGACUUAGACAUGCAAUUGAGACCAAAUGCUUGUCUGCAACAGAUAGAUUUGGAAUUUUGGAUGAUUUGUAUGCCUUAUGUGUGGCAUGCCAGCAGCCUUUGGCCUCCUUGCUUACAUUGAUGGGUGCUUACAGGGAGGAACUUGAAUACACUGUUCUGUCUAACUUGAUUAGCAUAAGUUUCAAAAUUGAAAGAAUUGCAGCUGAUGCUGCUCCUGAAUUGCUGGAGUACAUUAAACAAUUUUUCAUUAGCCUGUUCCAGUAUUCUACACAGACCUUACAACAAGGAGGACGAUUGGCAGUGGUAGAGCAGAGAAUGGUCUCUACAUCUUGGAUCAGGCAGAUCACAUGGCUUAUCAUACCAUCCAGUCUCCAACCACCAAGACGGCAUUUGGCUUUGGCAUCGGUGUCUGAGACAUCCAUCUUUUUAUUACUUAAGCAUUUGUUUCCUUCGUCUUUUAAGAACAAUAAUGUUUCUGAGUUUAAUUGUGAGUCAUGUCAACUUGGCAAACAAUAUCGAGCUUCUUUUGCUCCAAAUAUUAAUAAAAGUUUCAUUCCUUUUUCAUUGAUUCAUUCUAAUGUUUGGGGUCCUUCUUGUGUUGUUUCAUUAAAAGGCCAUAAAUGAUUUGUCACCUUCAUUGAUGAUUUUUCUCACACUACUUGGGUGUAUUUACUUAAAGAAAAGAGUGAGGUUUUCUUUGUGUUCCAAACCUUUCAUCAAGAUGAUGUGCACUCAAUUUGGGGCUGUUGUAAAAAUUCUACAUUUUGAUAAGGGGGUGAGUAUAUUGAUUUAGGGUUAGGACAAUAUUUCAGCACUUUUGGCAUCAUUCAUCAUACUUCUUGCACCAACACCCCUCAGCAAAAUGGGAUUGUGGAACGCAAGAUCGUCAUAUUCUUGAUAUAACUUGUUGCAUAACUUUUUCUAUGCAUAUGCCUCAGUCUUACUAGGGUGACGUUGUCCUCACUGUUGUCUAUUUUAUCAAUCGCCUUCCUACUCAAGUGUUACACAAGCAAACUCUUCUUCAGGUAUUCUUCAGCUCUCGGCCCAUGUCUUCUAUUCCCCUCAAAGUUUUUGGGUGUGUCUGCUUUGUUCACAAUCAUUCCCUUACUCGUGGUAAACUGGAUCCUUGUUCUCUUAAACGUGUCUUUCUUGGGUACUCACAUACUCAAAAUGGGUAUAAGUGUUAUCAUCCUGUUUCAUGUGAGUGAUUUGUAUCCAUGGAUGUCACAUUCUUUUGAGUUCCAGUCCUACUUCUUGUCCCCUUCGGUUUCCCAGUCAUCCCUUCAGGGAAGCCUAAGAGUAUUACCUAUUUUUGAACCUUUACCAAUUGUUGAGGAUAUAGCGUGAAAACCACAAUGUGAACCAGCUAUUAGGAAUACAAAAGUUGAUACACUCAAGGAUCAAGGAAAAGUUUAUGUCAAGGACAAAGAAAGACAGAAGGUUACUUGGAUCCAAGAGAUCACUUCUCCUGAUCUUCCACUACUGUCUCCUUCAACUAACGAGAGUCUAGGUAACUCUGAUAACCCUGAUAACCCUGAAUACACAGAUCUUGAUAUUCCUAUUGCCCACCAGAAAGGUGUGAGGUCUUGUACUCAACAUCUCAUCUCUAAUUUUGUAUCAUAUUCUAAUUUGUCUCUUUCAUAUAGAGCCUUUGUGUCAAAAAAAUUCUUUAUUAGUAUACCUAAUCAUUUUCAGAAUACUCUUUCCACCCUUGAGUGGAAACAUGCCGUGAUUGAAGAGAUGAAAACACUUCAUAAGAAUAAUAGUUGGGAAUUGACAGAGUUACCUAAGGGCAAACGAACUGUGGGAUGCAAGUGGGUGUAUACUAUGAAGCAUAAGGCAGAUGGUUCGAUUGAGCGCUAUAAGGCUCGAUUUGUGGCAAAGGGUUUUACUCAGACUUAUGGAGUAGAUUAUCAAGAAACAUUUGCACCAGUUGCUAAGAUGAAUUCAGUAAGAGUACUCCUCUCUCUGACAGCUAAUCUGGAUUGGCCACUUUACCAAUUUGAUGUGAAGAGUGCUUUCUUACAUGGUGAUCUAGAAGAAGAGGUGUAUAUGGACAUUCUUCCUGGCUUUGAAGAUUUUGAAACAAAGGGUAAGGUGUGCAGGCUUUAAAAAUCAUUAUAUAGUCUCAAACAGUCCCCAAGGGCUUGGUUUGAGAGAUUUACCCAGGCAGUGCUUAGAUAUGGUUUCAAACAAAGUCAAGCUGAUCACACUCUAUUUGUUAAACAUUCCUCACAUGGUAAGACUACAGCUCUCAUUAUAUAUGCGGAUGACGUAGUAUUUACAGGAGAUGAUGUUGAAGAUAUUUCUCAGUUGAAGGAGUAUUUGGCAAAUGAGUUUGAAAUCAAAGAUUUGAGAAACUUGAAACAUUUCCUAGGUAUUGAGGUUGCCCGGUCUAAGGAUGGAAUCUUCAUCUGCCAAAGGAAUUAUGUGCUUGAUCUAUUAAAAGAAAUUAGAAUGCUUGGAAGUAAAGCUUGUGACACAUCGCUAGAGCCAAACCAGAAACUUGGUGAUGAUUAUUGUGGAAUUCUUGUUGACAGGGGGAGUUAUCAGAGACUAGUGGGUAAACUCAUUUACCUAUCCUAUUCACAUUCUGACAAUGCUGUUGCGGUUAGUGCAGUUAGCCAGUUUAUGCAUGCUCCUCAUGAGGCACACCUGGCUACAGUUAUGUAGAUUCUUAGAUACUUAAAAUCUUUGCCUAGAAAUGGCCUCUAUUUCUCCAAACAUGAUCAUCUUAGUGUGGAAGUUUAUACAGAUGUUGAUUGGGCAGGAUCAGUAAUUGAUAGAAGGUCCACAUCGGCGUAUUAUACCUUUAUUGGAGGAAAUUAGAAUGUGAUAGCUAGAUCUAGUGUAGAGGCAGAGUUUAGAGCCGUGGCAUAAGGUGUGUGUGAAGUUUUUUAGAUCAAGUUACUAUUGAGUGAUCUGGGAAUUAAGCAGAUAGACUCUAUGAGGCUAUACUGUGACAAUAAGGCUGCUAUCAACAUAGCUCACAAUACAGUUCAACAUGAUCAAACAAAACAUGUUGAAAUUGAUUGUCACUUUAUCAAGGAGAAACUCACUACUGGCACUAUAUGUACUCCUUUUAUGAAGUCUGGAGAAUAGUUGGCAAAUAUUCUCACAAAGGGAGUUACAAGUAAACCGUUCCAUGAUAUUCUUAGCAAGCUGGGCAUGAGAGAUAUUUUUGUACCAGCUUGAGAGGGAGUGUUAGAAUAAUAUCUUUGUUAUUUUGAUUUAUUAUUCUGUCAUUAGUUGUAAUCUCCUUUUGUGCCUUGAGGCUUCUAUUGUACGUUUCAUAUUAUUAAUAUAUAAGGGAGUGAUUGUCUCAUCGUUCCCUAAGUAUUGAUUUCUUUUAAAAUAAACAUGAAUUAGGGUUGAUUUGGGCGUGUAAUGUAUUGGAUAUGAUUGUGGAGUUGCAAAAUACACUUUUUGAGGGUUGGGAAUAGUAACUCAAGCAUCGUGGUUGGGUUAAUCGUGAAAAGAGGUGAUUAACCCUCACAAGGGUUAGGUAAGUUUACACAAGCACAAUCAAAUUCUCAUAAUAUCAACUCCAUCUUGAAAAUGAAAUUACAUGAAGAAGUAGAAGAAAAGAGGUGCUUGACCCUUCAUUAGGCAAAUUUACACAAACACAAUUUCAAUACCAAUGAAGAAGAGAAGGAAAAUGCUAGACGCUUGUAAGGGUUAGACCUAAGAAGCAUGGGCAUUUCUAUGGAGGAGGUUGUUGUGUUGGACACGACACUUUGUGGACACUCCUAAGAGCGUGCCCGACACUUCUUGAACAUAUCUUAAUUAAGCAACAUUUUAAAUUCAUAAUAUCGGAUGCUUUAUAGUUAAUUCUCAGACACUUCAACUAAACUUCUGAACCCUCAGACUCAUCUUAGGUGAUGAAUCUGGUUUCUCUUAAAUUUCACUUUUUGAAUCUCUCCAGUGGAGAGAUUGGGAGAGAAAAGAAAUGGAGUGAUAAGAAACUUUUUAUUUUACCAAUUUUUCUAUCCAGGUACUAAAGAAAUAAAAACAUAAAUGGUUAUUUUAAUAAUAUAACUUGUAAUAGUUUAUUUUCUUAUCUUGUAUGUAGUCUAUCCAAACAUGAUAGGAGAAAAAUAAAAAAAAAAAAGAAUUUUCGUUUCUCUCUAGCUUAACCAAACAAAAGGGAAGGAAAACACAUUCUUUUUUUCUUUUAAACUCUAAUUAUAAUGUUAUAGAUGCAAUUUUUAAUGCUAUUUUAGCACACAGUAUACUACACUGUUAGAGUGUGUUCUUUAUGAUGUGUUGUACUAU
Messenger RNA from Camellia sinensis, 6033 nucleotides. The record is from RefSeq and is a predicted model, not a curated record. NCBI's taxonomy places the organism in Eukaryota, Viridiplantae, Streptophyta, Magnoliopsida, Ericales, Theaceae.